Molecule: messenger RNA, 507 nt
Organism: Knipowitschia caucasica
Lineage: Eukaryota; Metazoa; Chordata; Actinopteri; Gobiiformes; Gobiidae
Source: the annotation of a GenBank genome assembly
AUGGCGGCGGUGCAGGAGGCUGAUGGCGGCGGCGCAGGAGGCUCAUGGCGGCGGCGCAGGAGGCUGAUGGCGGCGGUGCAGGAGGCUGAUGGCGGCGGCGCAGGAGGCUCAUGGCGGCGGUGCAGGAGGCUCAUGGCGGCGGUGCAGGAGGCUGAUGGCGGCGGCGCAGGAGGCUCAUGGCGGCGGUGCAGGAGGAUCAUGGCGGCGGCGCAGGAGGCUCAUGGCGGCGGUGCAGGAGGCUCAUGGCGGCGGCGCAGGAGGCUGAUGGCGGCGGUGCAGGAGGCUGAUGGCGGCGGCGCAGGAGGCUCAUGGCGGCGGUGCAGGAGGCUCAUGGCGGCGGUGCAGGAGGCUCAUGGCGGCAGCGCAGGAGGCUCAUGGCGGCAGCGCAGGAGGCUGAUGGCGGCGGCGCAGGAGGCUGAUGGCGGCGGUGCAGGAGGCUCAUGGCGGCGGUGCAGGAGGCUGAUGGCGGCGGCGCAGGAGGCUCAUGGCGGCAGCGCAGGAGGCUGA